Molecule: messenger RNA, 399 nt
Organism: Toxoplasma gondii ME49
Lineage: Eukaryota; Apicomplexa; Conoidasida; Eucoccidiorida; Sarcocystidae
Exons: 1
Coding region: 1-399 (132 amino acids)
Source: RefSeq, a predicted model, not a curated record
AUGAAUGAAACUUGCCAAGAUGGAGGACGCGUUCCAAAAAAUAUGUUCAACACUGGCAGCAUGAAUGGAGGCAUCGCGGAAGGCGCGUGGGACGAUCAUGAAAUUAGGCACUACCAGAAGCUAAGUAGCAAGAAACUUUAUCAACAAGCUCUAGAGGAACAGAUUCGGGAAAAGGAGGCGCGGAGAGAAAAGGAAAAACAGGAGAGGCUGAAAGAGCAGGCGGAAGAACGCCGGCUGUUGGAUGAGGCAUUUCAACAGGAAAAGCGGACCAUGCGGCUGGGACGACGGCCAGCCAAAUCGUUUGAGGAGGACGUCGUAAGUCAGUAUGGAUCGGAAACACCACAGACACCCCACAGUGAGCAGUUUCCUGGCAAUCGCACCACGGGAAAGAAACCCUAG